CCAAGCUUAAAAUCCCCAGGGCCUGGGUGACCACAGCUUUCUGCAGUUCCGACUCCCAGCUGACUGUGGGAGCUGGUCCCCUGCCCCUAUCCGGGGGGCCCUUGAACUUAGUCUGGCCAGUAAGCAGCCUGGACCCCUGGAUCCCUGGUUCUGGGAGCAUGAUGUCCUCGUACCUCAAGUCGCCCCCACCCCAUUACUCAGUCAAUGCACUGGCCCUGGCGGCACCUGCCUUGGAGAUUCUACAUGGCACAACUACCGCCGGCUACUCAGGGACGCCCAGGAAGCAGCGCCGAGAGCGGACCACAUUCACUCGCGCUCAACUCGACAUCCUGGAAGGUCUUUUUGCCAAGACUCGGUACCCUGAUAUCUUCAUGAGAGAGGAUGUAGCAGGCAAAAUCAAUCUACCAGAAUCUCGAGUCCAGGUGUGGUUUAAGAACCGCCGAGCAAAGUGUCGACAACAGCAGCAGCAGCAGCAACAGCCAGCAGGUGGAGGGACAUCCAAGGCCCGACCCGCCAAGAAGAAGGGCAUCUCCCCACCCCGAGGUGGAGCAGAGCCGGGGCCAGAACCACCAGGCCCCUACAGCCCAGCUCCAGCUCCCUCCACCACUCCUCCUUCAGCAUCAGUAUCCAUCUGGAGCCCUGCCCUCUCCCCUCUGCCAGACCCUUUGGCAGCAAUGGGGGCCGCAGGGGGUUCGUCUGUCUGCACCCAACGGGGUCCUGGGGCUUCUGUUGCUGCCCCCUCUUCCUAUGCGCUGACCUACGCCCCAGCCCCAGCAGCCUUCAGUGCCUCUUCCUCGCCCUAUGGGAGUUCUAGUUCAUUUUUUGGGGGUCUAGACUGCAGUCCCUACCUCUCACCCAUGGGGUCUCAGCUGGGCGGACCUGGUUCUUCCCUCAGCCCCCUUCCUGCCCCUGGCAUGGGGCCCCACUUGGGCCAGUCGCCAGCCUCCCUGUCAGGUCAGAGUUUUGGGGCUGGGGGCCUGGGCUUCAGCCCCGUGGACUGCUUGGAUUACAAAGACCCCAGCUGGAAACUCAAUUUUAGCACAACAGCUGAUUGCCUGGAUUACAAGGAUCAGGGCUCAUGGAAAUUCCAGGUGUUAUAGAUGAGGGAAGGGAGAAUUUAGGUCCUUCCCUUCUCCAGCUGAACCUGCUAAGAUUCCUUCUGAUUGGUGGAAAGAACUUUUCAAUUUGGAUUCAGGAUCCUGGUUGCCCAUGGAUCACCUUUGUAACCUUAAACGAUCCUCUUCUCCUUCCUUCAUCUGUUUCCCCUUCUACGAAAUUUUUUUUGGGGGGUGCAGCUAGUUGGUCCCCAAGGUCAUUACUAGCAAGCUUACAAUGGAAGGAAAAGGUUAUUUUGGUUUGGCCUGGAAAUAAGGAUCUUGAUUUUGGAUCUUGGAUACCCUAACAUGCUAUGAUUUAGAAGAAAUGAAAAUUCUCAAAGGUCAUGGGCUCUACCCCCAAUAGAACUUAGAUGAUCAACUUUCUUGCCCUUCCCCUACCCAAGUAGGAAAUUUUGGGCAAGUGACCUCUCCUUGGUGCUGAAGUGGAAGGGGCGCCAGCACCCUUUUUGAAUCUGGACUAUACCAUUUACAGCAUGUAGGACCUUGGCCCAAGUUAGUUCCUGGUAUCUCAAAGACUCUGGUUUCCUCAAAUCUAAAAUGAAGGGGAUUGGA
Messenger RNA from Dromiciops gliroides (monito del monte), 1670 nucleotides. RefSeq names its product homeobox protein otx5-like. The record is from RefSeq and is a predicted model, not a curated record. Gene Ontology annotation, cellular component: nucleus. The coding region runs from base 159 to 1100 and encodes 313 amino acids. NCBI's taxonomy places the organism in Eukaryota, Metazoa, Chordata, Mammalia, Microbiotheria, Microbiotheriidae. Gene Ontology annotation, biological process: regulation of transcription by RNA polymerase II; multicellular organism development. The transcript has 4 exons. Gene Ontology annotation, molecular function: DNA-binding transcription factor activity, RNA polymerase II-specific; RNA polymerase II cis-regulatory region sequence-specific DNA binding.